ACUUUUGAUUUAGCCAUCUGUCGUCAUGUUUACCCCCCCCCCGUGCUUUACUGUUGACACACUGAAGAGAACCAGCUGCACUAAACUGACCAAUGUGGAGGUGAGGAGCAGCAGACUGACGUCAGCUCUGGUCAAUCGGCUCGCAGGGGACAGGCUGUUUGUCCCGCCCUCCUUCACCGUACAAGGCGACUGUUUUGCCAUCAUUAUGGACGCAGAGCGAUCACAUGACCUACUGCUCUGCGAGGAACGCCUCCCCUCCUCCCCCGUCCUCCCCAGCAGUGACAGCUACAUGGAGUACGACGACCUCCCAGACCUGCAGGAGGUUCAGGAGGAGGCGGGGCUAGCAGGCUACCAGCUGGGUGUGGGCGUGUCUCACCAGGAGCGACACACACAGCCUCUUGACACACACUGGCUCACACAGCUGGCUCACAUCGCCACUGAGUGUGCUGACAGCAGUCUCUCCAGCAGUAAUCUACAUUCCUACGCUCGCCCCCCCCCUCUCCCCAGCAGCACCCUGUCACCCCCUAGAGGCAGGGAUCGCCCACGCACCAGGAGGAGCAGGGAGCGAGUGUCCACCAGGUCCUCUUCGUCUCAGGAGGGGGACAAGGGCUGGAGCUUCUCCUGCCCCCCCACCGCCUGGCACUGCUUUCUCAAAGGAACUCGUCUGCGUUUCCACACUGGCUCCAAUGUGGAGUGGCAGGACGUGGAGGACCUGGACAACACUGAGGAAGACUGUGGUGACGAAGGAUGCAGGUCUCUGAAGGUGCAGGAUAGUUAUGGCUCUGAGGGUCUGCAGCUGCUGGAACAUUCAGAGACUGUGUUGUCUGGUCAGGCUGUGUUACAGCUGACCUUUGACCCCGGGGCGCUUGGACACGCCCCCAUGACCGCCCGCUGCCAACUCGAUCACCCCUUCUACGUCAAGAACAAAGGGUGGUCGUCCUUUCACCCGAGCCUGACCGUGGUGCAUUAUGGGAUACCGUGCUAUGAGGUGGAGGUGGGUGACGUGUGCCUUCCUCCGGGACACAGAGAAGCCAAACACACGGACGACUCGCUGGUGUUUGACACCUUCAGGAGUUACGACUUCACUCCUCUGGACUCCUCCGCCGUCUACGUGCUGAGCAGUAUGGCCAGGCGGCGGCAAGCCUCCCACUCCAGCGUUUCUCCAGACAGAGACACAUCACAAGGUACUGCACAUUUAAACAUCUGCUGUGUGCACCGGCAGAAACAUCAACAAACACACAUUUCAACUGUCUUCAAAGCUGCAGACGCCCACAGUCCCGGCCCCUCCCACUCUCCUUGUCAAAAGACAACCAAAAGCCAGCAAACCAGCGCAGCAGAAAGUAAUGAUGCCCCCCCGCCCAACAAGUGCAAGCGGCCAAUGAACGCCUUCAUGCUGUUCGCCAAGAAGUUCAGAGUGGAGUACACACAGAUGUACCCGGGCAAGGACAACAGGGCGAUCAGCGUCCUCCUCGGGGAGCAGUGGAAGAAAAUGCGAAGUGAGGAGCGGCGGACGUUCACCGUACAGGCCAAAGCCCUCGCAGACGAGCAGAAAAGACUCAACCCAGACUGCUGGAAACGCAAACGAACCAACUCUCAGGGCUGUCAGGGAAAUUAAGGCUGCAGGCAAGAAGAGAGAAGGACCCCAAACACACACUCACACUCACACUCACACACACACACACACACACACACACACAUUGUAAAGUGUUAUAAUUGUCUGUUUAUGGGGAUGACACAUUAUAUAAACAUGUAUUUAUGAUGUGUGGGAGCAGACGGGACGUUGUGUAGCUUCGUGGGUAAAGUAGAGAAUGUAGCUAUUUAACAACAAUGAUGUUAUGUAUAAAUAAAUAUAUAAAGUAUUUUAUUUUCUAUACUACUUGCAUUUGCGCACUCAGUGUAUUGCACAAGACUACAUAUUAUUUUAUCCUGUAAUAUUAACUUUUAAACACAUUAGUUGCCCCUGAGCGAGUGGCCUGUGUAGUGGAGACACUACAACAGUCUGUACAUGAGGUUCCCCGACGACAUCAUCCAGACUCGGAGCUUCAUCUGCUUCAGGAGCUUCAGAGUGUAGUCAGGCCGUGAUGUGCAGGUAACACCAGCUGGAAACACGGAACUCAUUAAUAGUAAUGUUGUUUUAAUCAGUGCGUGCACCUUCAGGUGAGCAGCUGGAGAGAAAGAUUAGCAGUGUUCAGGGAGCUUCUGACACCUUAACACUCGUGUUCUUACUGCAGAGGUGGAUUCUUGUUGCACUAUAAACACUUUAUCUUAUGUGUCAUGAGAAAUAUAAGAUUAUAUAGAAAUAUAUCUGUCCUUGAUUGUUGAGCUGGAUCAUGUGAUGCAGGUUGAUGAGACCAUGUGAUGUUUCAUAUUCUAAAUAAACAAACGCAUGACUU
Messenger RNA from Cottoperca gobio, 2393 nucleotides. Its product is annotated as HMG box-containing protein 1-like. Gene Ontology annotation, molecular function: RNA binding; RNA polymerase II cis-regulatory region sequence-specific DNA binding; protein binding. The record is from RefSeq and is a predicted model, not a curated record. NCBI's taxonomy places the organism in Eukaryota, Metazoa, Chordata, Actinopteri, Perciformes, Bovichtidae. The coding region runs from base 26 to 1615 and encodes 529 amino acids. Gene Ontology annotation, cellular component: nucleus. The transcript has 11 exons. Gene Ontology annotation, biological process: regulation of transcription by RNA polymerase II.